Molecule: messenger RNA, 3079 nt
Organism: Phyllotreta striolata
Lineage: Eukaryota; Metazoa; Arthropoda; Insecta; Coleoptera; Chrysomelidae
Source: the annotation of a GenBank genome assembly
AGAUGGGACGUGUCGCGCGUUCCGCGUUAUGAUCGCCGUACGCAGUACGUAGUGGCUCAAAUUCGGUACUCUGUUCCGAUUUCGUCCGAUCUACAUCUAUGGAUUAUGACGCUGUGGCGAAUAACGUAAUUAUGAACCAGUUGUGCAAGGUGUGCGGCGAACCGGCGGCCGGCUUCCAUUUCGGGGCGUUCACGUGCGAGGGAUGCAAGUCGUUCUUCGGGCGAACGUACAACAACAUCAGCUCGAUAUCGGAAUGCAAGAACAACGGCCAAUGCGUCAUCAACAAGAAGAACCGCACCGCCUGCAAGGCAUGCCGCCUCAGAAAAUGCCUGUUGGUGGGCAUGUCGAAGAGCGGCUCGCGCUACGGCAGACGCUCCAACUGGUUCAAAAUUCACUGUCUACUCCAGGAGCAACAACAACAACAACAGCUACAGCAACAACAGCAACAGCAGCAUCAACAAACCGGUUCGAACGUAAUGGCGGCGGCGAACCUGCUGCGACCGCACCCCUAUCUGUCGCCGCUGUUCAGGCACCACGCGACGCCGACGCCGACGGCGCCGACGCCGCCGCCGCCCCGCCACACGCACCGCUCCUCGUCCGAAUCGGACAGCGGCGCGUCGUCGGCCGAUCCGGACGACGAUCUGCGCUCGAACAGCGCCCUCAGCUUCCUGAAGCCGUCGGCGUCGCCGGAGGACUUCGGCGCCAGGCGGGCGCCCGCCUCGCCGGCCAGCGACCACUCGAGCCGGCGGUUCGCGCCGUCGCCGCCCUGCAGAUUGCCGCUGGCGCCGAAUUGGACGGCGGCGGCGAAGUCGGCGCCGGCGCCGAAAUGGGCGCCGGACCAGGAGGGGCCCAUCGAUUUGUCGGUGCGGUCGCGGAGCGCCGCGUCGUCGUCGUCGUCGGACAGCGACGGCGAGACGCACGUGGACGUCGGCGUCGACGAGCCGGUCAAGUCGGCGCCGUUGGAUCUGACGCUCGCUAGACAGGCGGCCGAUGUGGCUAAUUGAAAUGAGGGGAGGGAGGGGGGAGUGCGCGUGCGCCGUGGUGUUUUUUUCGAAAAAAGAAAAUUUGUUUUUUUUUUUUUCUAUAAUGUUCUGUCGAGCGAUUGCGUUGAUAAAACUAGUGCAAAUAUUAGGUAGACAAAUUGUUGUUUUGUUUUUUUUUUUUAAUUUGGAAUUUUUAGGCUUUUUUUUUUGGUUGAUUAAAGAGGUGAGUAAAUGCAAUUUAUUUAUUAAAUUUGUUUCAAUGGAUGUAUCGAUCUGUUCUGCACUAUUUUAAACUGUUCUGAACCAUUUUUAACUCUUCUGAACUAUUCUGAACGAUUUUGAAUUGUUUUGAACCAUUUUUAACUAUUCUGAACUAUUCUGAACGAUUUUGAAUUGCUUUGAACUAUUUUGAACUGUUCUGAUCUCUUCUGAACUUCUUUAAACUAAUUUUCAAUUAUUAUGAACUGUGUAUUUUAAAUAUUUAUAAACUGUUCUGAACUAUUUUAACUUUUCUAAAUUAUUUCAACCGUUCUGAACUAUUCUGAACUAUUCUGAACUAUUCUGAACUAUUCUGAACGAUGUUGAAUUGUUCUGAACCAUUUUGAACUAUUCUGAACUAUUCUGAACUCUUUUGGACUGUUUUGAACAGUUUUUAUUUCCUUGUUCGUCUCUAUUUUACUGAGAUGUUUGGAACUAUUCAGAACUGAUUUCGAAUUUUUCUGAGUGCGAUAAAAUUCAUAACAGUUCGGUACAUUUAUUUGGAACUAAAUAAUUUUACCAACGCCCUCUAGAUUGACACCACUGAAAAUUCUGAAUUACAAAAGAAAAGUCACAGAUGCCUAAAAUUUAAGUAUUUUAUUUUUUGUACAGUUAUUACGAAGGCCAGUGUAAAUAAAUAAAAAAAUAAUGUGUAUAAAAUUUUAUAUUAUAUUAUUUAUAUAUUUUUUUUUAUGAAUAUAUUGUAUUGCUUUGUUAAGUUUGAUAUUUGAUAUUGUGAAACAACAACAUAAAAGUCGAGUGUAAUUUAUGCGUCGUCUCUCUCUCGCUCAUUUUCUCAAUAGAUAUUUGAAUUUUAUUCGGGUUAAACGAAACCGGGGAAAAUUUAAUUUUCCCAGUGUAACUAGUAAAUCAAUCGGUACCUGAUAAAUCGAAUAAUAUUAGAUGAGAGACCGUCUCGGCUAUACAGGGUGUUAAUUAAUUGAAUGCCGAUACUUCAGGAUGUGAUUAUUUGGAUGAUUUUAAGAAGAAAAGUUUAUAUCAAUGUCCUAAACCUCUUAGUUUUCGAGCUACAAAAUUUUAACACCCUGUAGCUCGAAAACUAAGAGUUUUAGGACAUACAUUGAUAUAAACUUUUCUUCUUAAAAUCAAUCAAAUAUUCACAUCCUGAAGUAUCAAUUAAUUAACACCCUAUGUUAGGCAAAUAAUUAACGAGUUUCAAACGAAUAGAAUUACAAAUAAAUAAAUUGUCGUGAAGCGAGUGAACUUGUAUACAUGGCCAGUAAAGAAGUGCCUUUUAUGUUAUGUAAUUUUUAUAUUUCGCUUUAAUUAAAAGUAUGUUGUGUUUUCGAGCGACUUUGUUUCAUUUAUAACCUCUCGAAAAAUAUCCAAAAAUAUCCCCAUUCACAAAAAAAAACAAACCGAUUAGAUAGUACUAAUAGUGACAUUUGGUGUCAAUAAACUUACAAAUGAACCAUCAUAGCUUUACAAAACGCAUUUGCAAGUACAUAAAACUCAAGUACCAACUUCGGUACCACCUACAAUUUAGUAGAAUCAUAAUUUUACGUAGUACUUUUGAUAUAUGCAUAGCCCAACCUUUUAGCACCCGCAAUUGGCAAAACUCAAGUCCAAACUCACAUUCGGUACUGCCUAUAUAAGUUUCGAUAAACUCGCGGUACCGUUAGGUAGUACCACUAUUCCCCGAAACGUCCCGAUUUCAUUUGCAACCCAACGCAAACGCACAAAAAAUAAAUAAAUAAACAUAAAUAACCAGUCGUAGCUCGUACGUUAUACGAUCUGCAGGUAAGUACCUAUCGGUACUAUUAAGAAUCUAUCGUCACAUCGGUACAUGUAUACUAACAGCUCGAGUUCGAAUGCAU